CUUGGAAUUUUUGUGAGAAAAUGAGGUCUAGAACACAAUAUCCGCUAAACACUAAGCAUAUUGUCAUCAGCAUCAUUGUGGUGUUCUUUCUCCUCUUUGUAUUUAAAUCAAGUUUUACUUCUUCUAAUGACCAAACUUCAUCCCCUAUCCACACACAAAGGGUAACAAAAUGCUCACCAACAUGCACCAAAAUCCCAACUUCCUUAGCACAAGCGUUGGUCCACUACUCAACCUCUACCAUAACUCCACAACAAACUAGCAAAGAAGUAUCGGUCACUAAAAAGAUUUUAGACAAAAAAUCACCUUGCAAUUUUUUAGUUUUUGGUCUUGGUCAUGAUAGCCUAAUGUGGAGUACCCUAAACUUUAAUGGACGUACGGUAUUCUUAGAAGAAGAUAAGGCGUGGAUCGAGCAAAUUAGUAAAAGGUUUCCCAUGUUGGAGUCUUACCAUGUAACGUAUGAUAGUAAGGUGAAUCAAGCGGAUAGUCUUAUGGAAGCAGGAAAAGGGUCAGAGUGCACGGCGGUUGGUGAAACUAGGCACUCAAUAUGCCAACUGGCACUCAAGGGGUUGCCUAGUGAAAUUUACGACACAACAUGGGAUUUGAUAAUGGUGGAUGCACCCACGGGGUAUUAUGAUGAGGCACCUGGACGGAUGAGUGCCAUUUAUACGGCAGGGAUGAUGGCGAGAAACAGAGAAGAGGGAGAGACUGAUGUGUUUGUGCAUGAUGUGAAUAGGGUGGUUGAAGACAAGUUUUCUAAUGCAUUUUUAUGUGAAGGUUAUAUGAAGAAACAAGAAGGAAGGUUAAGGCAUUUCAGGAUUCCUAGCCACAAAGAUGACCCUAACAAGCCCUUUUGUCCUUGAAGUUCAACUAACUCUAUAUUUGAUUUUAAAAUAUCGAAUUUUCAUGGUUCCUAAAAUAUGUUGAAAUUCUUUUUUCUUUUCUAGCUUGUAAAAUAAACGAGAAAACAGUAAGAGUACUA
Molecule: messenger RNA, 979 nt
Organism: Erigeron canadensis
Lineage: Eukaryota; Viridiplantae; Streptophyta; Magnoliopsida; Asterales; Asteraceae
Product: glucuronoxylan 4-O-methyltransferase 1
Exons: 1
Coding region: 21-860 (279 amino acids)
Biological process (GO): xylan biosynthetic process
Source: RefSeq, a predicted model, not a curated record